UUUCCCUUUCAUUUCACCCCCCAAUCAAUAUCUCUUAUUAUUACAGUAAUUCACAUUACAUAUGAAAACCCGACGGGGAAAUGCCUAUCCGGUUGCCGGAGCUCAGUUAACUAGCAGCCGGAAAAAGUCAAAACCGUCAAAUGCUCUUUGUGACAACUUUGAUAGACUACCAGACGACAUCGUUUUAGUCAUCCUUGCGAAUCUUAGCUCCUCAGCCGAACGCCCGUCUGAUUUCAUCUCCUCUCUAUUAAUAAACAGAAGGUUUUACGGAUUGGGACUAGACCAGAAGGUGUUAUCGAAAGCUUCGGCAGAAACGUUUGCGAUUAAACCUCACAAAUGGUCUCUCAAUGCCAAUUGGUUUCUUAAACGAUGUUCUGAUGCCGGAAACGCCGAUGCUUCUUACACUCUCGGCAUGAUUCAGUUCUACUGCUUUCAAAACAGAAGAAAUGGGGCAGCGUUGAUGGCAAAAGCAGCGAUUGCAUCACACGCGCCAGCAUUAUACUCGCUUGCUAUCAUCCAGUUCAACGGAAGUGGAGGCACAAAAAACGUCAAGGACCUAAUUGGGGGAGUCACGCUGUGUGCACGUGCAGCGUUUCUGGGCCACAUUGACGCUCUCCGUGAAUUGGGUUAUUGUCUGAAAGACGGUUAUGGAAUCAGUAAAAACGUAACAGAAGGCCAACGGUUUCUGUUACAAGCAAACGCGCGUGAACUGAAUGCAAUGUACGAUCCACGUGCUUCUGUUGCGGGUCGGGUGGGUCAUCCCGCAAACCGUUUUCUGGCGAGUUGGUUUGUGAAUCGGGUGCCCGACCCGGCAUUGCGGAUUUGUUGUUAUGCGGGUUGUGGACGACCCGAGACUAGGAUGCAUGAGUUUAGGAGGUGUUCGGUUUGCGGGGUGAUGAAUUACUGCUCACGUGGUUGUCAAGCGCGUGAUUGGACAAUGGGUCAUUUUAAGAGUUGCAGGCCCUUGGUGUUUAUGAAUGUUGUUGAUCAUCCUCACGCGUGGUUGGUUUAACGCUGACAAUGACGGUGAGAUGAUGAAAAGGAGGAUGAUGUGAUGAUAUUGGUUUUAUGUUUUUACAGUUUAGAGGGUAGCAAUUUUGUACACAAAACAAAAUAUAUAUAGCUAUAUAGCUUAGCUAGUGGAGUAAUAUGAGAUAUGAUAUCAUAUAGCUGCCUUUUACUUUUUUAGUUUUUGUUACCUUAUCAAAAAUAGUUGUGGCUAAA
Molecule: messenger RNA, 1224 nt
Organism: Erigeron canadensis
Lineage: Eukaryota; Viridiplantae; Streptophyta; Magnoliopsida; Asterales; Asteraceae
Product: F-box protein At1g67340-like
Exons: 3
Coding region: 62-1012 (316 amino acids)
Molecular function (GO): protein binding
Source: RefSeq, a predicted model, not a curated record